Molecule: messenger RNA, 2929 nt
Organism: Sphaeramia orbicularis (orbiculate cardinalfish)
Lineage: Eukaryota; Metazoa; Chordata; Actinopteri; Kurtiformes; Apogonidae
Gene: cckbrb
Product: cholecystokinin B receptor b
Exons: 5
Coding region: 305-1642 (445 amino acids)
Biological process (GO): neuropeptide signaling pathway
Cellular component (GO): plasma membrane
Molecular function (GO): neuropeptide receptor activity; gastrin receptor activity
Source: RefSeq, a predicted model, not a curated record
CUCCCCAUGUGGUUUAGUUUGCCAAGGCGCAGCAGUGCGCCUUUCCUCCUCUGUCUUGGUGCUGACCGACACGGACGCAGAGUGAGAUACAACCACAAGACGCGUUAAAAAAAAAAAAAGGAAAAGAAAAGAACUUAACUGAACUUUUAUUUGCUUUUUCUAAAGUUGCAGCGAUAAACUUGCUUCGGUCCAAAGUAUGAUGGCUCCAGAGUGCAGACAUUUCACCACUGUAGAGGAUCAGAUGAACAUUUAUACAAGGUCCAAUUUAACAUCAUAACGUUCGAGACAAUAUAAAACUGAAAAUAUGGAUCACAAUGUGACAUUUUCUUCCCUGGAAUGUGCCGGAGCGCAGGCUGAUGCGCUACAGAACGGAACCGGUAAUGGGACCUUGGAGACUUCAAGCAUCACCUGCAACAACGGGUCCAUAUUCAUCACACCACCGCGGGCGAGGCAGAGAGAUGAGGACCACACCCUGCGGAUCCUCCUCUACUCACUUAUCUUCUUCCUGAGUGUGUUUGGAAACCUGCUGAUCAUCGUUGUGCUGACGGUCAACAAGCGUAUGCGAACCGUGACCAACACCUUCCUGCUGUCGCUGGCCAUCAGUGACCUGAUGAUGACCGUUUUCUGCAUGCCCUUCAACCUCAUCCCCAGCAUCUUGAAGGAUUUCAUCUUUGGAGCUGCCAUGUGCAAAAUAGUGGCCUACCUCAUGGGCAUCUCAGUGAGUAUUUCCACAUUUAGCCUUGUUGCCAUAGCAAUUGAGCGCUAUAGUGCCAUCUGUAACCCCCUGAAGUCACGGGUGUGGCAGACCCGUUCCCAUGCCUAUCGGGUGAUUGCUGCUACAUGGCUGCUGGCCUUCGUCAUUAUGACCCCCUAUCCAGUAGUCAGUCAUUUGGAGUCUUAUCGGCGCGCUGACAACACCACUGCACACCUGUGUCGCCACAACUGGCCUCACACCACGGCAGAGCAGACCUGGUAUAUUCUGCUUCUGCUUGUGCUAUUUGCCAUCCCUGGGGUGGUGAUGAUCGUAGCCUAUGGACUAAUCUCCAGGGAACUUUAUAGAGGCAUCAAGUUUGAGAUGGGAAACAAGAAAGACUCUACCGAUGUGAAGAAUGGACUCACCUCCACUGUGUCCACUGGCAGCGACGAUGGAGACGGUUGCUAUGUAAAUGUAACCCACCGGCCUCACUCAAUGGAGAUGUCCAACAUGGCGUCUUCAAGCAGGGCACUCAAGACCGAACGGCCACGCAGCAACACAUCUGAGGCCAAACUGGAAGCGAAGAAGAGAGUCAUCCGCAUGCUGGUGGUCAUUGUUGUCUUUUUCUUCCUUUGCUGGAUGCCUAUCUACUGUGUCAACACUUGGCGGGCUUUUGAUGAAAAAUCCGCCAUACACGCCCUCUCAGGGGCACCCAUUGCUUUCAUCCACUUGUUGUGCUACACGUCUGCCUGCAUCAAUCCAAUUAUUUACUGCUUCAUGAACACGCGUUUUCGUAAAGCUCUUCUCGCCACUUUCUCAUGCUGUGCUUCGCCUUGCCGCCAUCAUCAUCGCCGCUCACUCCGGGACAACGAGGAGGAUGUUAUGGCGACGGGAGCCUCCAUGUCAAAGUUCAGUUACACUACAGUUAGCACCAUGGGACCCUGCUGAAGCACAUAGACGCAGAUACAACACAGAAGAAAUAGUUACUAGGCAAAAACUGCACCCCACAUCCUUCAGUUUUCAACUCGUUGCUCAUAGGGACAGUAGAGUAGAAAACAUGUAGUAGCAGUAUAGAUGAUUCACCUUGGAAACAUUAUUUAGCCAUGAUUUACAUGUAUAUAAAUCAUCUAGUUCUACACUGUAAGUACCUCCAUAUCUAUACUGAAAAAAAAAACACAAAAACAAACAGUAGAUUAUCUCACAGUUAUGUCUUGUAACAGUGUACCGAGGCAAAAUGCUCGCUUAAAUGUUUACUGUGAGGUGAGUGUGUGUGUUACUGUACAACAGAGGAUGUGAGUGAUAGUAGCCCUCAAUCAUAAUGUAGCUAUAGCUGCUAUGUAAUUUUUACAUUUUGCUGCCAUUUGUUAAUAUUUAUCUAUUUUUACAACAAUAACGCAAUUGCCUUGUGGAUGAAGUGCCUGCUUUCUAAACACUGUGUUUGUUUCAUUGUCUGUAUAUUAUAUUUAUCUACUGCGGCCUCAUUUAUUAUAGGCAUCAUAUUCAUGAGUUGAAAGACCUAAUGGGAACUGAUUGUUGUGUUAUGUGAAGUGUUACGUGGCUUCAAAAUUCACAGAAAAUGUACCAGUGGUAAAAAUAGCUUAGAAUGACAGCAGUGUUGCCUUGUGUUGUGUUGGUAAACUGUGCAGCUGCUCAAAAGUUGUGUAUUUGAGCUUUUUGUGUGUUGCUACAGUGUAUGUUUGUCUUCAGACGUCAGUGUGCAGAAGUGUGUUUAUUUCUGGUGUUAGGGCCAAUAGCUUGAGGGCAGUAAACUGGGCAGUUGGCUGCAAAGUAUGCAGCACUUUGUGGAGAACAUCUGGACAGAAAGCCCAAAGGACAGAUUACUUGGUACCUAAAUUAAUUCCUGAUGAAAUAAAUUCUUCAUAAAACUCUGCUUAAAUGGCAUCAAGAAAAAAGUACAUAGAUCUUAAACACAUAACGUAAUAAUCUACACAACACUUUAUAUUCUACCAUAUGGUGCUUCUCCAGCACUUAAAAUGGCAAGUUAAAAACUGUGGUGAAAUAUUAUGUAGAUUUUGUCCUAAUACUAUCCAUCACAGCUCUUUUGUCUAUUAAUGCUGAUGCACAUUAGUGAAACUGAUCUUCUCUGCUUUUACCCCUAGCUUUAACUCUAACUUUAAAAACUCAACAGGAUACAGGGAUAAAUAAUUAUUAGAGAUAAUUCAAGAUUAUUUUAUUGCAUCCAGAUUUGGCAUAUUGUGAUUUAUUUGGUCUGAA